CGCAGGAGGACAAGCCACACCCAUGUCGCGCUUCCAGACGCCAAGUCUGGCUCGCGACGGGCUCGUCAGUGAUGCAAAGCAGGUGUCUUCGCUGCGUUUGCGCCCGAAAGUCCCUUAUACGAACCGUCCAAUCUUUCUUCAACUUCGGAAGUUUCGUCUUCAUUCAUAAUCUGCUCAGCUUGUUGUGUACGGGGUAACGCCAGACAGGCGAUAAACAAGUGACGAGCUGCGUACACGCGCGACAAAUUUCCGGUUGCUAAAGUUUAGUGAAAAAGUUUCCUGUGAGUUACGUUGUCCGCUUCCUUCCGUUGUCCCCCGGACAAAGAAUUAUUCAUCACCGAAGAUCAAGUGUCAAUGUUUUCGAGUUAAACGUCAUUUCACUUUUCUGUUGAUUGAGACACGCACCCGAGCGCCGGUAGUAAGAAACACGUCAUCCGUGCAUUUUGGCGGGAAAACUGUCGGGCUUCAGGAAACGUGCCGAGACAGGUGCCAAGUUUGGGGUCGAAAGAUCGGGGAACUUUCGUGAUGUUACUGCCACAUGUUCAUUUCUGGUGGUGCGAUGCGUAAAUGUUGCAAUGGUCCAAAGGUCGUGCCCUACUGUUUGGGAAGAGGUACAUGAAUACACACGGGUUCCUUGACCGCGAAGACAAAUAAAUAGCGAUGUGCUGUACUUUCUUUCCUGGACUUUGUACCCUAUGUGGGUAAUAUGUACAUUAGGAUUUGCUGACUAGUUUUACCGUCGUCAUACUUAUGCAAGAGCGUGUUUUUCGUCCCGGCCUUUGUUCUGGGGACGUUGGCUCCCGUCCUUUUUGAGGUCUUGCCAAGACGUUCACGCAGGUGUCAUUGUGCGCGUGCGGCUUGGCUCCGCGCCAACCCUGGCCGGGGGCAGAGCGACGUCAUUCCGUUGUUGUAUUGUUGUGGGCCGUUUUGUUGCCUCCAUCAACAACCGGGAAAACAAACUUUCCUGUGUUCUUGAGGUUAACUGCGGUCGGCAGGACGAACAAAAGGCAGGUCGCCUUUCAUCGAAGAAGGAUCAAUUACCGGAAAGUUUGGAGAACGGCAACGGAACAGGCAAAAUGAGCCGCGAAGUUUUGUCUUGUUUGUGUGUAACUACAGAGACGCUUAAUUCUUGUUAAAAAGGAGAGAGAGAAAAGAAAGCCAUGGUUUCACCGGAUGCGGAGAGAUCGCUGUCGCCCGGCCCUACUUGACGUCUGACUCGCACCCAAAAGGGCGCGAAAGACGUUUUUCCUGCUUGCGAGGAGGCGCCAGUAGCCUGGCGUCCGUCUCACCUGCCGCCUGACGGGAGCCGUCUGCAGAUGUCGGACGGGAGCUGGGCACGAGUAGAGCUGGGAAACAAACUUAUAUAUAGAGCACCACAAUGAGUGGCUGUGAGGAGGACAGACUUGCCGCCCUCGCUGACUGCUGCACACAAUCAUCAUCAUCAUCAUCACCAGAGGACCAAGUAACCAUGACAACGAGUCCUGCCACCCCCGGGACACCAACCCAGGCAACCUCCUCCCCCAUCCUCAUCCCAGUCCAGCGGUUUCGUUCCAGCCAAGGCUCGGACUCGGGUGUGUCGGUGGGCAGCUUCUCCCCGCGGCACUGCCGCGUGUGUAACUCCCCGCGGGCCUACAGCCCCACCGUCUUUGUCUUCCCCUCCCCGUCUGCGCGCUGUCGAGCCUACAGCCCCUCCCGCACCCAGGGGACGCAGACACCCAGCCCGCUCUGCCAGGUCUUCACCGAGGCCAUGCAGAUCAGCCAGGUCAGCGAGGAGGGUGCCGUAGGAGGGGGCGAAGUCCGCCGUCGCACCAGGAACAUGAGACGUGUGCAGAGUUCGGUUGUUUUCCGGACGCGGUACCACUCCGAGUCGGACAGUGUCAGCCCCACCAGCCAACCCAGCGAGGACCAGAUGGCUUCAUCAGACCCUCUGCCGGACCUGCUCCAGUUCCGUGCCCGUUCCCGUUCCGAGCCUGUACGCGUCAGCCCCGAGGAGCUGGUGGCGCGGGAACUUCGCCGCAUCAGCGAUGAGUUUGACUCCCUGAUGUUUGGUCCAUCCCAGCGACGCUCAAACGGGAAUGACCGCCCUGCAUCCUUUGGUGGACAGGACCUGCAGCAGCGUGAGCAGGGCCAGGAUUGGUUGAGUUAUGUGUUGGCCGUGUUCCGCUCCAAGUCCGCCGACAAUGUGGUACGCCCACAACAGAAGCGGGGAGAUGACCGUGACCAUGGGAACGACGGAAGCGCACCCGCAUAAGGACUGCCAUGACAGACGGAGCCACACCAGACGUUUCUGCACUCACCACAGCGUAGGAAUCACUGACGAGGGACUGGCUCGGUCCCUGUAGUUCCGUACUUCUGCGAUUGGCCAAACACAAACUCUUCUACCUCACAUCAGCUACCAUGUUCCCAUUCAGACUGUGGCAAAGAAAACCAUGUGGCAAGUGCUCCCAUCUUUUGUCCCAGCUCUGCUACAAAUAUGUCAAUCUUUAAAAUUAAAGCAAACAAAAGCAAACCAAAGACAGUGUCUGUGUAGCAUAGUGGAUGGGAGGAGGUUGGUUUCGAUGUUCCAUUUGAAGAAGUGACCAAACUGUAGUGCUAAGGAAAUGAUGUGUGUUCCCAUGUUAUGUUCUAAACUGCUAUCAGACAAUAUAACGCCAGUCUGGCUCCUGUCCGUUACAGUGCCUGUUGUAACCAUUUGGAGCGAGAUGAAAUGUGUAUAUUACUGUUCAGAGUUGCUGAGGCUGAGGCUUGGGCCUGUUGCAGACGAAUUUGCCUUGUAGACCCCAAAAAUUGAAGGACAAACAUUUCUUAGAAAUAAUGUCAGAAAAGUGGAAGGAGUUUGAAUAUUGUACAGAAAAAUACAUGAUUUAAACUACAGUGAAGCAAGCGAGAUAGCUUGUUGUACUGUGUCUGUGAACAGCUUGUUAAAGCAGAUGCUGUAAAUACAAACCUUGCCUUUGCUCCUAUUUAUGAACUAGCUGGUAGAAAACGUGGGACAUUUUGCUACUAGCUGGUCUACUGCAAAUUGAUUGUUGAUUGUCCU
Molecule: messenger RNA, 3040 nt
Organism: Branchiostoma belcheri (Belcher's lancelet)
Lineage: Eukaryota; Metazoa; Chordata; Leptocardii; Amphioxiformes; Branchiostomatidae
Exons: 4
Coding region: 1379-2251 (290 amino acids)
Source: RefSeq, a predicted model, not a curated record